Messenger RNA from Chinchilla lanigera (long-tailed chinchilla), 1345 nucleotides. It is a transcript of the gene Il10, whose product is annotated as interleukin 10. The record is from RefSeq and is a predicted model, not a curated record. The transcript is spliced from 5 exons. Gene Ontology annotation, molecular function: cytokine activity. NCBI's taxonomy places the organism in Eukaryota, Metazoa, Chordata, Mammalia, Rodentia, Chinchillidae. The coding region runs from base 108 to 644 and encodes 178 amino acids. Gene Ontology annotation, biological process: immune response. Gene Ontology annotation, cellular component: extracellular region.
GCCACAAUAUAAAAGGGGGACACGAGAGGGACGGUCUAUACACCAGGGGCUUGCUCUUGCAAAACCAAACCACAAGGCAGCCUCGCAGAAGGAGGCAGAGUUCCGUCAUGCCCAGCUCAGCGCUGCUAUAUUGCCUGGUCUUACUGGCUGGGCUUGGGGCCGGCCAAGGCAUGGGCACCCAGUCUGAGGACAGCUGUGCCCACUUUCCAGCUGGCCUGCCCCACAUGCUCCGCGAGCUCCGAGCUGCCUUCGGCAGGGUGAAGACUUUCUUUCAAACGCAGGAUCAGCUGGACAACGUGCUGUUAAACGAGUCAUUGCUGGAGGACUUUAAGGGUUACCUGGGUUGCCAAGCCUUGUCAGAGAUGAUCCAGUUUUACCUGGCGGAGGUGAUGCCAAAGGCGGAGAACCACGACCCAGAUAUCAAGGAGCAUGUGAACUCCCUGGGAGAAAAGCUGAAGACCCUCAGGCAGCGGCUGCGGCGCUGUCAUCGAUUUCUUCCCUGUGAAAAUAAGAGCAAGGCGGUGGAGCAGGUGAAGACUGCAUUUAGCAAGCUCCAAGAGAAAGGUGUCUACAAAGCCAUGAGUGAGUUUGACAUCUUCAUCAACUACAUAGAAGCCUACAUGACAAUGAAGAUAACAAACUAAAACCCCAAGGAUGGCAACUCUAUUGGACUCUCGGUCAGAAAUUGAAGAUCAAAAUCUGAUCCAGGAUUCUGAGCUACCUGAACUAGCUCCUUGGAAAACCCCACUGUACCUCUGUCCUAGAAUAUUUAUUACUCAUUCCUAUUUAUUUACUGAGCUUCUCUGUGAAUUGUUUAGAAAGAAGCCCAAUAUUAUAAUUUUUUCAAUAUUUAUUAUUUUCACCUAUUUUAAGCUGUUUCCAUAGGGUAACACACUAUGGUACUUGAGUGUUUUAAUAGAAAUUUUAAUUUAUAUAAGGGAAAAAAAUGUUCCUUGGGGAGCCAACUAAAACUUCCACUCCAAGCAGGACCAUACUUUCUAGCCUGCUUGGUGAGCUAUUUCCCAUAACCUCCCUCUAAUUUCUCUUGUGUCUGGGCAUGGAGCUCUCGGAGUGCUGCAGACUUGCUCCCUCUUAGGAAGAGAAACCAGAGAGCGCCUUUGAGGAUUAACUCUCCAGCAGCUCAGAGGGAUUCCCCUGACCUCAUCCUCCAACCACUUCAUUCUUCAAAGCUGUGGCUCAAGUGUUAUUUAUAAUAGCCUAAAGUUGGUUCUAAUAGAACUCAUUUUUAACAAGAAGUAAUUCAGUUCCUCUGGGAAUGGUACAUUGUUUGUCUGUCUUCAUAGCAGAUUUUAAUUUUGAAAAAAAUAAAUGGACUUUUAUCCAA